CCCCUUCUUCCCUCCCCGCCGACCAAACCAAGAAGAAGAAAGGGGAAAAAAUCGAAGGAAAUUAAACAAUCCGAGAGGAGAAGCUAGGGUUUUCGCCAUGGCCACCGCCCACCUCGAGCUCCUCCACCCCUCCCCCAUUCCCAAUCUCUCCUAGAGCAAGGCGGAUCCCCUCCCCCCGCGCAUCUCGCAUCCGCGCGAAAGCGCCGCCUUCCCCCCCCCCCCCCCCCCCCCUUUCCGCCCGCUCCUUCCCCUCCGUCCGAGGGUUUCCUUUUCCCUUUCCCUUUCCCUCAAAGCCGCCGCAUCGCAUCGCGUCGCUGACGGGAUUAGCAAGCAACCCGCGCGCCGGUCUAUCGUCAUCAGGUAGGCGCUGGCGAUCGAGCUCCGGGCGAGGGCUUUGGCGGCGGCGGCGGCGGCGGUCGGAUAAUGUGUAUACUGUGCGCCGUGCAACGGUGGUCGCGGCGCGUCGCCACCAUGCUGCCGUGGCUCGUCCUCCCGCUCAUCCUCCUCUGGGCGCUCUCCCAGCUCCUGCCCACAGCCUACCGCUUCGAGGUCACCUCUCCGCGCCUCGCCUGUGUCUCCGUCCUGCUCCUCACCCUCUUCUGGUACGAGAUUCUUCUCCCACGCCUCUCCCUCUGGCGCGCACGCCGCUCCGCGCGCCUUCGUGAGGAGCGCCGUGCCCACGCACUCGAGCUACAGAAGCUCCGCAAGACCGCCACACGCCGCUGCCGCAACUGCAACAACCCAUAUAGGGACCAGAACCCUGGAGGCGGCAAGUUCAUGUGCUCUUAUUGUGGCCACGUAUCCAAGCGGCCUGUGCUUGACCUUGGCCCUGCAGGGAAGGUCCCAACUGGUUGGCCUUGCAGUCAGGAUUGGGCCAAUGCUGUAGGUGACCCAGGUUACUGGCUUGACCUGCGGUGCUCCGCCGAUAAUUCAUACUCAGGCUUCUCAUGGCGGCUGUUCUCGACCUUCUAUGUGAGCGUGGCAUGGUUCUGGAAGAAAGUGUUCAGGUUUGGGUCAUCGGGGGACGGUGGUGGCAUGGGCCGGGAUGGCAAAAUGUUGACAAAAGGAGAUAAUGCAGGGAAGGCUGAGGAGAGCAGAGUGGACAAGGCAAAAAGGAAGGCUGAAGAGAAGAGGUUGGCGAGGCUAGAGAGGGAAAUGCUGGAGGAGGAGGAAAAGAAGCAGCGGGAAGAGAUGGCAAAACUAGUAGAGGAGCGUAGAAGGCUGAGGGAUGAGAAAGCAGAGGCUGAGGAACGAUCCAAAGGCGCUACCCCUGUCGGGGAGAAGGAUGCUAGGAAGGAAGCAGAACGAAAGCGUCAGGAAAGAAGGAGGAAGGAAGACAAGGGAUCAAGCAAGAGUAAUUCAGAUUGCGAGGAUAUUGACAGAAGAGUAAGCAGAGAGGGUGAGUGGAAGCGGGACUUCGAUAGAAGGAAUGAGCCAGACAGGCGGGAUACAGGUAGAGUUGGAGCAGAUGGAUAUAAGCCUCAUAACUUUGAAGCUAACGUUCAGGGUAGUAAGGUAGUACAGAGCAAGACAAAAUAUUUUGGUCGUAUGACUGGAGGUUUGUUAUCUUCUUCCAGAGGUUUCAGCGGUGGUUCCAUUUUUGGUAGGAGUGCUCAGGCCCCUGCUCCUCAAGCUAACAAGGUGACUAAACCACUUGUUACUGCAACUGACCAGAGUAAUACAGUUAAAAGAGACGCCCAGUCUGCAGCUGCACAAGCAAUGGCCAAAUCUGCUACCGCUGGAGAAACUAGAAAUAUGUGGAAUAAUUCUCAUCAACCUGUUAGUCCAAAUAUGCAGGCACAUCCCACAGGUCCUAAAAAGUCAUGGCAUCAGCUGUUUAGUCGCUCAACAUCAGUUUCUCCUUGUCCUGAUGUUACUGCUGCAGCUCGUGAAAAGAAGGGGCAACCAGAACUAAAUGGAGCACAGAUAAGCAGUGCCCAAAAUUUUCUGGCUCACUAUCCUCCUCUGGACAGCAAUCCAAGGUUAAGCCAGUCAAUGCAUUUUACAGGGUUUUCACUAGUAAAUGGAGCACCUCCCAACACACCUCCAUCUCAUUUUCCAGCUGGGCACACGCCCUUCUGUGCUGAGGCAGAAACAACAGUAUUGGAAGAACUGGAGAGAUUUGAGGACCCGUGCUAUGAUCCAGAUGCAAUUGCAUUGCUUGGGCCAGUUUCAGAAUCCCUAGACAACUUCCCUCCAGACUGGGAUAACAGGUUUACCUUAAAUGGUGUCGCCAAGGAACCACAUGUUAAGCCGUCACCAAUUGAGUCUCCCCUGUCAAGAUCACGGACUGUUGAAGAAAAGCCUAUAAAACCAUCACAUUUUUCUAUUUCCAAAGGGCCUGAUGGUUCGAUGACACCUGAGGCUACCGAUGAGCAAGGCACAUGGCAAAUGUGGAGCACACCAUUGGUUCAGGACACUUUAGGCCUGCGAGGUCCUCAGAUGCAGUGGCUUUUACCAAAUAAGGAUCAGUUUAACCAUGGUGUCAGUAACUUGAAUGGCGGAACAAGGAGCCCCCUCGGUGCUGGUUUGCAUGACAGUGAUUUAUGGCUGCAGAAAUCACCCUUCCAGCAAUUGCCUCUUGAUACAGAGAGUCUGUUCCUUUCACACAAUUUUCCAGAAACUCCUGUUCACAGUGAGCUGGGUUUCGGAUCUCCAAACAAAGUGGCCCACGCACACCCCUUUGGGCCACCUGGUCCUGGUCAUCCUUGGUCCAAGGAGGAACUGGUGCUGAAUGGACCUCAGGGAGUAAGUCAAAUCCACUCACCGACUGGAGCACAUGCUGGCUUAUUUCCAACUAAUCCUGAUAUGCAGUCAGUUUGGUCGUUCGAUCAAAAAAGAGACAGCAUGGAACCUACAAAAUGACAUUGCCUGAGCCAAGGCUCCCUUCCCUUGCCUCCCACCUUCUAGUUUAGGGAGUUGAGGAGAUAUGUUGGACCAGAUUGUAUUCCCUUGCGCCAAAACGAAACAUAGCCUUUUUAUUUAGUGAUAUCCUCACAUGUUAUGUUGCGCUCACCUGAUGAUUUUGAGUGGCGUAGUAUCUCUUGUGGAUUUAAUGCAAAACACGGCGUGAAUUCAGUGA
Triticum aestivum (bread wheat) is the source of this 3082-nucleotide messenger RNA. RefSeq names its product stress response protein nst1. The record is from RefSeq and is a predicted model, not a curated record. Bases 424 to 2865 code for a protein of 813 amino acids. The transcript is spliced from 3 exons. Lineage: Eukaryota; Viridiplantae; Streptophyta; Magnoliopsida; Poales; Poaceae.